AUGACACUAAAUUAACAGGAUUUAUUCACUACAACAACCUUAAUAUUUAAUCUAAGAUUUAAUUGUUAAUAAUUUACAAAGACUUUACUAAGAGUAAGAAGAUUAAAAAAUUAUUCAAUAUAUAAACCGGAAUUAACUAAUCUAAUCAAAAUGAUUUGCAUAUAAUAAGUACAAGAAUUCUUUAUCAGAUAAACUAUUGGGAUAAGUGAUUCUGGAUAUUAUCUAAUAUGGGAUAAAGAGUUGAAUCAAAUAAUUAAUUUCCUACUGAUAGUGGAUUAGCUUCAUCCUUAUCAGAAUUAUCUUCUCUAGCCUUAUGUUAAUUAAUUGAAUAUUUUAAAGAUUGCAAUAAUUGUUCGAAAUUUGAGUAGAAUUGAUUCAGGUAGUGUUUGCAGAUUUUUUAUGUAAAAUUUGUAGUAAAACCAAAAACUAAAUAAUAAAUGGUAUUUAUGA
Paramecium primaurelia is the source of this 450-nucleotide messenger RNA. The record is from the annotation of a GenBank genome assembly. NCBI's taxonomy places the organism in Eukaryota, Ciliophora, Oligohymenophorea, Peniculida, Parameciidae.